UUUCAUUUCUCUCUCUCUCUAACAUACCACACCAUACCACAAGAAAAUAGAAAGAAAUUAAAGAAACAAAACACACAGAAACAACUGAUGAAACAAGCAGCUGCAAAGUCAUCGUUGAGGAGGCUUUGUCCGAACAUUGAUAAAGAAGAUGGGUUGGAGACUGUUCUGGAAAUACCAAUACCGGAGGAAAUGUUCGCAACCAUGGGAAGCAACGUGACAGUGAGGUGGCAGAACAUGCUGACGUGGAUGAAGGCUCAAACCGAGGACAAGUUAUCAUCCCCUGCCGUUUCUGCACGCUUGAACGAGCUUCGUUUUCUUCUCUACCUCGUUGGAUCCCCUCUCAUCCCUCUUCAGGUCCAGUUAGGCCAUUCCAUCCACCGUCCUGUCAGAGAUAGUUCCAUCGAAGCAUCAACCGCUAAGUAUAUAGUGCAACAAUAUAUAGCGGCGACGGGAGGGCCGCCGGCGUUGAAUGCCGUGGAGAGCAUGUGUGUGACGGGGCAGAUCAAGAUUAGUGCUUCGGAUUUUCAUCAGACGGAAGGGGUAUUAGAAGUGAAGAAGACUUCUGAAGAGAUUGGGGGUUUUGUUUUGUGGCAGAAGGAUCCUGAUUUGUGGUGCUUGGAGGUGGUUGUUGCCGGUUGUAAGGUUGUUUGUGGUAGCAAUGGCAAGCUCUCAUGGCGUCAUUCCUCUAACCAACAAACUCCCAUUUCUAAAGGUGCCCCUAGACCUCUCCGUCGCUUCCUUCAGGGAUUGGAUCCGAGAGCUACGGCUAACUUAUUUUUGAAUGCCGCGUGCAUAGGAGAGAAAAUAAUAAACGACGAAGAAUGCUUCAUUCUAAAGUUGGAGACAAGCCCGGCUAUUCGUGAGGCCCAAGGAGGCCCAAACUUUGAGAUCAUCCACCACACCAUAUGGGGGUAUUUCAGCCAACGAUCCGGGCUCAUGGUCCAGUUUGAGGACUCUAGGUUACUCACUAUGAGAACCAAAGAUGACAAUGAUAUUUUCUGGGAAACAAGCCUAGAGUCAGUGAUGGAGGAUUAUAAGUACGUUGAUGGGAUAAAUGUGUCACACAGUGGUAAGACUCGAGUCACAGUUUCAAGAUAUGGUGAGCAAUCAAGUAACCAUAAAAGAGAAUUGGAAGAGAGGUGGAAGAUUGAGGAGGUAGAUUUUAAUGUACGGGGUUUGACUGCUGAGAGCUUUAUGCCUCCUUCUGGCUUAGGAAAGACACCAAAUACUUUAUAAUAGAAAAUAAGCCUAUGUAUU
Molecule: messenger RNA, 1257 nt
Organism: Arachis duranensis
Lineage: Eukaryota; Viridiplantae; Streptophyta; Magnoliopsida; Fabales; Fabaceae
Exons: 3
Coding region: 88-1236 (382 amino acids)
Source: RefSeq, a predicted model, not a curated record